Messenger RNA from Racocetra fulgida, 354 nucleotides. The record is from the annotation of a GenBank genome assembly. NCBI's taxonomy places the organism in Eukaryota, Fungi, Glomeromycota, Glomeromycetes, Diversisporales, Gigasporaceae.
UCAGAAGCAUUUCUUACAAAUGCAAGAUAUUUCGAAUAUGAAGACAAUGAAAACGAUGAAUCAUUUGAAGAUGAGCAACAAACCAGAGAAAAUAUAGAAAAUGAUUAUGCCAUUGCUAUGCAGUUGCAAGAAGCACUGAAUGAAGAAACAUUAAAUGAAAAUACAGAUGAGAAUUCUCCUCGUAUGAAUGAAUAUGGGCAUUUUAGAGGAAAUUUUGAACAAUAUGUAAAUGAAGCUACAGAAUCAAAUCGAUCAUAUUACAGCGAAGAUCUGAAUGAUGAAAGUGAUGAUGAUUUAAAUAGAGGUAUUUGUUCAUAUUUAGCUAUUUUAAUUAAUGAUGGCUCUAUUCUGUAA